Messenger RNA from Chlamydomonas reinhardtii, 1060 nucleotides. RefSeq lists its product as uncharacterized. Bases 31 to 456 code for a protein of 141 amino acids. The record is from RefSeq and is a predicted model, not a curated record. Lineage: Eukaryota; Viridiplantae; Chlorophyta; Chlorophyceae; Chlamydomonadales; Chlamydomonadaceae. The transcript is spliced from 3 exons.
UGGGUGGGUGGGCACGGUGGGUGGGUGGGAAUGGGGCCGCCGGAACUGGGUGGUUGCAGGGGUUACACGCGGUGCAGCUCGACGCGCGUGUCCGAGUCCAAACCUGUCUACUACACGGCGCGCUGCCCGCCCGGCAUUCCCUUCCCGCCGCCGCAGCAGUCGGCGCUGCGCAAGGCCGUGGCCGCCAUCCGCAGCGAGCGCCGCAUCACGCCGCAGGUGAAGAUCCUGCGCGAGGGCGGCGAGGACUCGGAGCUGUUUGACCAGCUGCUGCUGGACGAGCCCGACGGCCACGACGGCGGCGGCGGCGGCGGUGGUGCAAGUGGCGGCGACGGCAACGCAGGCGGCAGUGGCGGCGGCAGCAGCAGCCAGGGCUUCGGGCUGGUGCAGUUUGUGGAGCACGUGCAGCACGAGGCGGCCAUGCAGCUGACGUACGAGUCGGGUACGAACGGGAAGUAGCGGAGUUUGGUUAGGUGUUUUUCUCAGCAUUCCCAGAUUAGGAAACCAGGGACAUGAAGAAGCGGGGGGGGGGAGCGGGGAUGGGUAGUUAGUUUAAAGGGAGAGGGGGGGAAGCGGGGGUGGGUUGAGGAGAGAGAUUUUGAGGACCGGGGUACUGAGAGCAGCGCAGGCGUGACGCAGAGGGUGGAGAACGAUGCGUGGUGGUCGGGGGGGAGCAGGAGUGUACACGUUGGCGUGUUGAGGGUGUGGGCGGGGCUGGCAAGCACGGACCACGGCCUGGAGUAGAGGUUCAAUAGGGCUGUCCUGCGGGCAUGCGCUUCGAUAGCACUCCUGCGGAGAGCCGCAAUCGCGCUUCAUGCACAGGUUUGUGGCAGGAAAGGGGGAAGGGUUGUUGGUUGGGAUGUCUGCCCAAUACGUGUGCACUUGGUACGUACCGCUGUGAGCAUGAGUAUUUCGCUCUGGCGCCUGACGAAUACCGGAAUUGCAAUUGGCUGCUUGGAUUCGCAUGCUGUUCGGUGGCCGGCAAGGCGAGCAUUCGGUGUCACACUCGCCGGGGCCGGUUUCGUGUCGAUGGAGUCAGGUCUGCAUGUAAGUUUGUGGUGAU